Messenger RNA from Puccinia graminis f. sp. tritici CRL 75-36-700-3, 9648 nucleotides. RefSeq lists its product as uncharacterized. The coding region runs from base 1 to 9648 and encodes 3215 amino acids. Lineage: Eukaryota; Fungi; Basidiomycota; Pucciniomycetes; Pucciniales; Pucciniaceae. Gene Ontology annotation, cellular component: extrinsic component of membrane. The transcript is spliced from 36 exons. Gene Ontology annotation, biological process: protein targeting to vacuole; mitochondrion organization; late endosome to vacuole transport. The record is from RefSeq and is a predicted model, not a curated record.
AUGGUGCUUGAAAGUGUGGUCUCCUCUUUUUAUCCGCCUACGUCGAAAACUUUCAAUCCCAAGCAGCUCAACGUUGGGAUAUGGGGUGGUGAUAUCAAACUCAAGGAUUUGAAGCUUAAGAAAGGCGCAUUGGACAAGUUCAGGUUACCUGUAGAUGUGCUUGAUGGAUCUAUCAGUAGUUUGGUUUUGACGGUACCAUGGACGGCCUUAGGUAGUCGACCCGUGAAAGCAGUCAUCGAAAACAUUUAUCUGUUGGCUGUACCCCGAAGUGAAAACAAUUUUGAUUCGGAAGAAGAUGAGAAGAGGAAACAGGCGUCGAAGAUGGAAAAGCUCAAGAAUUCAGAAUUGUUACUCUCACCAACUGCCGCAACCACCGAUAACAGCGAAGAAGCAAAUAAGAACGAGUCGUUUGUUGCCGCAAUGACAAACAAGAUUCUUGACAAUCUGCAACUAAGAAUAAAAAACGUUCACAUUCGAUACGAAGACAAGCUCUCAGUUCCCGGCCAUCCGUUUUCUGUCGGGUUUACUCUGGCAGAACUCUCAGCCGUAUCAACAGACGAGAAUUGGCAAGAGAGCUUUAUCGUCGGCUCCAAAACUGGUGUCCACAAGCUUACAAAGCUUGAUUCAUUAGCAAUAUACUUCAACACCGAUUCGAUUUCACUUGCCAGUCUUGACAACCCAGAAGAAUUUCAAGAACGAUUCACGAACAUGAUAGCCAGAACCGAAACAUCAGACUCAGACGCAAAGCCCAAUGUAUUACCUGAUCAUCAAUAUGCCUUGAAACCUGUCAGCGGUGAAGGAAAACUGAUACUCCGAAAGCAUCCAACAAAUGAACUAGCCAAAAUCAAUUGCGAGUUGACUUUCGAAGAAUUGGCCUUUUUGAUUGACGCAGACCAAUACCGAGAUGCGCUUUCAUGCCUAGACCUAUUCCAUUUCUAUACGAGACAUCGAGAGUACCUGAGAUUCCGGCCGAGUGAACAGGAUAUGACCGACAACAAAGCCAAAGCUUUGUGGUCUUUCGCCCUCGCGGUCACCAAGCACGAAGUACAUCAAAAGGCGUACAAAUUAAGCUGGGAUUACCUGCGUCAAAGAAGGGAUGAUCGCAAAAUGUAUAUCGGACUGUUUAAAGCGGUCCAACAAGGCACCCUUCCAGAAGAUACUCCCGAGUUGAUGGAACUGGAACAAAGGCUCGAUUAUCAAGACAUCAGAUUCUACAGAUCUUUGGCGAGAUCAGAGAUGCGCAAAGAAAGGAUAACGGCUCAAAAAGGAGAGAUCAAUACCAAUGCAGCUGCGACAACCGGUUGGAUGGGAUGGAUCUGGGGCGGCGGUCAAGCUAAUACUGAAAGCGGACACGAUUCGGGACAAACCGAUGGCGUCUUGAGUGAAGAAGAAAAGAAACAGCUUUAUGAUGCCAUCGAAUGGGACGAGCGAGAUGCCGCGUCUUCUGCUAUCGAUCUGCCUCGAGAUGCGAUGCUAAUGAAUAUUCGUACCGAGCUCAGGACUGGAUCGUUCACCCUUCGUUCAGGAAAAUCACCAGGAGCUUCAACUCAAGGCGGCUCGGGGCAUAACAUCAUAUCUCUCGUAUUCGAUGGCUUCUCAGCUGAUACUCUCCAAAGGACCGAGAAUAUGGAACUGAGUCUUAGCUUGGCUGGACUUCGGGUCUAUGAUGGAACUGUCAAAAAUAGUAAACAUCCUCAGAUUGUCAGAGUCAAGGAAAUGCGGUCAAGAAGACCAGGUGGAAAUCGUAAUUCUCAAGCCCUGCAAUCCAAUCCUAAUGCUACCGGCGAUCUACAAAGCAAACCGACCGAGUCGGAUCCGUUCUUUUUCCUAAAGUUUGAGCACAAGCCCCUUGAUGACCGAGCUGACAAUGCCAUCACACUCAACAUGAGACACAUGGAGAUCGUUUAUCAUCCCAAUUACUUAGAAGACGUAACUAAAUUUUUCCGCCCGCCGGCUAGCCAACUGGAGUCUGUAGGGGCGCUUAUCGACGUUGCCAGCUCAACACUCGAAGGCAUUCGUCAAGACACAAGAGCGGGCCUUGAAUUUGCUCUACAGACCCAUAAAACCGUCGAUAUCAAGGUUGAUAUGAAUGCUCCAAUCAUCAUCAUUCCGCAGGAUGUUACUAGGCACGACUGCCAUCAUAUAAUACUUGAUGUUGGUCACAUUGCCGUUUCUAGCAAUCUAAUGUCACAAGAACGCCUCGAGACGAUCAAAGCUAAACAAAAUCGACAAUAUACAAAUGACGACUACGCCCAAUUGGAGUCGAUGAUGUAUGAUCAAUUUCAUGUCGAAUUAACGGACACUCAACUCCUGCUGGACAAAUCCUUCGAGAAAUGUCUCGUAGCUUUGGACGAACCAAGGGGACAUGAAGAAGCACACCUCAUCGAGCGGAUUUCGAUGAGUUUUAACGUGUUCAACUGUAUGGUCGAUAAUGCCCCUAACCUCACCCGUUUCAAAGUACAAGGCGACCUACCUGAACUCCGUGUGAACUUCUCUGAUCGCAAAUAUAACAUUGUCAUGUCCAUGAUCGACGUUGCUCUACCAAACUUCAAGGAUGAAUCUGAGACUGAAAAAGCGUCCGAAAAUGACAAGCAUGAAGAGACUGCUCUCAAAGCGCCAAUUAAUCAAAACAAGUUAGCGCGAAAGCCGAAAAAACAGUCGUUUCGAAUGCCGGCGUUCUUCUCACAUGAAGCUAGUUUGACCUAUGAUCUUGGCGACGAAGAGCGCCCGCCACACCAUGUGCGCGAAGUCACUAAUCCCGGGGAGGAUGACGAGUUUUUUGAAGCGCCUGACUUAUCGCAGGCUGAACAGACUGUUAAUUUUAGGCAAAAUAACUUUCAACUCCAGUUUACUGUCGGAAAACUCAUUGUCGCAAUCUCAAAAACCCACCCCGAAAGCGGCGAAGAGUCAAGACUUGUUGAUUCAGUUUUGGAAGGAUUCUACUUCGGUUUGAGCUUGCGUAAUUUUGACUUGGUUGUUGAGAUCACUCUUUCGUCGAUGUACAUUGCUGACCAAGUGGCGCAAAAAACGAGUCACAUGUAUCCUGCUUUCAAGAACUUGGUCACUUCUGAAGUCCUUGAAGAUCCACAAGCUGAGAAGAAAGACCUGGUCAAAUUCAAAUACACUCAAGUCCAAACCGACCACCCCGAAUUUAUGACGCUCUACGAGGGUAUUGGUAAAUCUGUUGAUGCAGAUUUGUCCACUAUCAACAUCGUCGUAACUCGCCCCACGAUUCUUGAACUCUUUGAUUGGAUUAUGAAUACCUUCACCGAUACAGAUUCUAGCCCUAGCGCAUCCGAGGCCGCGCAACUUCCUGAUCGUCCAGCUCUAGCAGUCGAUCAGUCUGCAUCUGGUUCGGCCCUUGACAAAAUAAGAGUGAAGGUCAGGAUGCGAACCAUCGCAUUUUUAUUCAACGAUGACGGACGUAGACUGGCGACUCUAUCAUUAUCUUCCGCGGAUGUUUCGGUUUUGUUGAAUGGGCCGACAAUGCGUAUUAAUGCGCGCUUAGGCAAUCUGACUUUAGAGGAUGACACAGUCGAAUCUAAUAACGCCAAGUUCCAACGUCUAGUGGAAAUCCAGGGCGAUGAUUUAGCAAAUUUCCAGUACGAGACAUUCUUAAAAGGAGACAGCACGUAUCCAGGGCACGAUUCGAUGGUCUAUUUGAGAUCCGGAUCAAUUCAAUUCACCGUCGUGGAAAGUAUUUGGCAUCGCCUACUAGUAUUCUUUUCUAAGUUUGCUCAGAUGAAAGCUGUUAUGGAUGCCGCUAGUGCAGCUGCGCGCCAGCAAGCCAACGAUUUAUCUCAGACUACCACAAAGAUGCACUACGAUAUUUUGAUCAGAACACCCAUUAUCAUAUUUCCUCUCGAUGGCAACUCGACAGACUCAUUGAUCGCAUAUUUGGGUGAAAUUAACGCUUCCAAUUCCUUUUCAGGAAGCGGAGAUGAACUAGUGACUACGACCAGGGCGGGGCUUCACAACAUUCGCCUUACUUCUGAGCUUUCUCACGAGGGCAAAUCAAACACUUUGGAAAUAUUGGGUGAUGUUAAUAUCGAUUUGAUGAUGGCCACCUUCACCUUAGCCGAGCGAUGCCGUGGUAGUAACCCAUCACCUGAUAGUGAUAUUGUGGCCCAAAUGUCAGACGUGAAGAUCAAUUUAACCCAACCACAAUACUUUGCUUUGUUAGCUCUUGCGUCCUCGAUCCCCAAAAUACUUGAUUUGAGUGAAUUGAAUCAAGAUUCAACACGCCCCAAGCCUGUGUCAAAUCCCGAUUCUCGCCUUUCGCACCCCAACACCAAGUCCGAAUUCUCCAAGCCUCGCUUGAUCGAACAAAGCUCUCAAGUAUCUUCAAGUUCGACUUCCAAACAAGCCGCUGUAGCAGUUUGGGUCACAAUGGAACUGGCUUUCACAGUAACUAAUGUAACAUUGGAGUUGUUUGAUGCCACAAUUACGCCUUCUGAAACUGAGCGAAACAACAGCUUGGCUAAGUUUUCGUUGACUGGCAUUCGCGCCUUUUCGAAUACCAAGUCUGACGGAUCAAUGAAGGCGGAAAUGCUUCUAAAAGCUCUACGGACGAUUGACACACGUGCUUGGAAGGCUACCAAGUUUCGUGAGAUUGUCCCCGUCGCCGAGCAUGAUAGUGACCAGCUGGCGCUCAGUUACAAACAGACAGAAGCCUACAGCUGUGUUAAUUUGGAACUCGAUUCUCCAAACUUGAUCCUCUCCUUGGAUUUUCUCUUCGCCAUUCAAGCAUUCCUUACCGAUUCAAGAUCCCUUGUCAAUCCGGCAGCUACUGAGUCGCCCCAAGACCUCUCCAAGUCGACACCCUCGGGAAAUCAACCAACAUCGACUUUCCAUUACUCUGUUAAUGUGAUCCGGCCGAAGUUGACAAUCAUCUCAGACCCCGAAAAAAGUGAUAGUGAUUCUGUUCAUCUCAUUAUUGACAAAUUUUCAGUCAAUCAACAACAGGUCUUGACUGCCAUGGUAAUAGACAUGUGCAUGUCCUUGGGAACGAUGAAUGAUCUUCAGAACGAUGUCAAAUUUCUGGAUGCAUGUACGAUGAGCUUUUCAUUGACUGAUGUACCGCAAGAUGGACACGCCCAGGUUUCUAUGCAUGCCCAUACUACACCGCUGAUUCUUAGGCUGUCGUAUAGAGAUUUCUUAUUGGUAUACUCUGUGUAUUGCAAAGCUCUCGAUUUCUCUCAAGUUGACCCAUCAGAUAAACAAACAGCACAAGAAUCUGGGCUCGAGAACAAGGAUCUUCUGCCGAGGUCACCCUCUGUGCUCUCAUCAAGCUCCCCAACUCCCACUCACACUCCUGAAAAGCUCUCUGUCCUUAUAGAUAAGAUACAAGUCGUGCUCAUUGGCGACCUUCAUGAGCAACCUCUUUUGGAUUUUCACACACGGAACUUUGAAUUAAUUGCCAGCAAUUGGUCUCACGAGCUUUCACUUGACACUUCAAUCACAUUUACGAUCAACUACUACAACUUGGCCAAUUCGAAUUGGGAACCACUCAUGGAAGCGUGGCCGAUGUCAUUCCAAAUGGCUCGUCUCGGAUCUCCUUUGCAAACCGCAUUGUCUUUGGAUUCUAAGGAGCGCCUAGAAUUGAAUUUGACGGCUACGUUCAUCGAUAUCGUCAUGACCGGUGCUGAAAUUUGGGGUCGGGAGGGCGAAAGCUUCUUACAUCGAAAACGUGGUGUGACUGCACCUUAUGCAAUAAAAAAUUUCACCGGUUAUUCUCUGAAGAUAUGGGCCGAGUUGGACGAUGGGUCUCAUAGCGGUGAAGAUCAUGUGGUUGAGGACGGCAAAGAGUUAUCUUGGCGUUUUGAAGAUUGGAAAUCAACUCGUGAGAAUGUCUCUCCUUCCACUCAACAUACCUUAGGGCUGGUGCUGCAAGACGCUGGUUGGACUUCAGUUGGCGGGAUAUCAGUAGUUAGGGAAGGCGAUGAAGUUUACCCUUUGCGACCAUCCAUCGAUAAAGUUACCCAUCGAUUGUUAUGUCAUGUCGAAAUUAUAGAUAACGUGAAAGUUGUAACUUUCCGUUCAACCUUUCAAGUUCGAAAUGAUACGUUGUUCCCCAUUGAGAUGGGCAUCGUAAACAUGAGUGACACGCUGAUUCGUGAACCUUGCAGAAUUGCACCGAAUCAAUCCUGUUCAGUUCCCAUACAGGCAGCCUAUCAUCAAAAAAUCAAGAUACGCCCGGCUACAAAAAACAGUUUUGCUUGGUCCGAAAAAGCGCUGGGUUGGACAGAUCUGGUCAAGCAACCCGUUCGAACUAUAACUUGUGCAGCCAAUAAUCGACAAGAACCAUCACACCGUUUCAAUGCUACCACAAUCUAUGACGAAGAGGAUAGCACGGUCCGGUAUUAUCCCAAAAUCACUUUGUAUUUGCGCGCGCCGAUCGAAAUUGAAAAUUUACUCCCGUUCGACAUCAACUGUACUAUACACUUAGACAAGAAUUAUUCAACAUUGUUGAAAAAAGGCGAGCUGUUCCCUGUGCACAUCGUCAAUGUUAUGGACUUGAUGUUGCUAGGUAUCGAAUUCAAGGACGAGGGAAUGGUCGGCAUGAGGAGUCAGUAUGCAGUAGUCAACACAAAUAAUCCUGAAGACGUGCCUCUGGAAAACCGAAUGUCAGUCACGGACGAAGAUGGCUUAGCCCUCAACUUGGGGCUUCAUUAUAUGCGAUACCCUUUGUCGGGUGGGGCAUUCAAAGUUCAACUUUAUAGCCCUUACGUGGUAAUCAACAAGACUGGGUUGGACUUUUCAAUAAACUCCAAACCGUUCAUUGGCAAAGCUAAAAAGGUUGCAGGGCAGAAUCUAUGCGGGAAUGCCAGCCGUCGUAAGGAGCCUCGCCCGUUGUUAUUUUCACACCUCAGCGAUGACAAAAGGAACCGUGCCGUUAUUCGAGUCGGAGAUUCGAAUUGGUCCAAGGGUAUCAAUUUUGAUGUCGUUGGAGCCAAUCAGCAAGUGACUAUGCAAACUUCAACAAAAACCUCAGAGUACCGAGUUGGAUUAACAGUGUCGGAAGGACUCGGAAAGUACAAACUUACUAAGGUGGUAGUAAUCUACCCUCGUUUCAUCAUCAAAAACGAGGCGGACCAACCAAUAUGCCUUCGGGAGGAUGUCUCAGAUCAGAUGUCAAUUGUUAAACCUGGAAAACGUGCCCUGUUAAGUCUAUUCAUGAGAAGCACCGAUCCGCAAUUAGUUGUCGCUUUUGAAUCUCCUAUGGGUAAACGUUGGUCCAAACCUUUCCGAAUACAAAACGUCGGGAAAGUCUAUAUACGAGCUCAGGAUCCCCAGAAUGAGGAAACACUGGUUCAUGCAGAAAUUUUGCUUCAAGGCCCAUCAAUCUUUAUCAAACUUAACGUCAAUCCUACUCAGUGGCCUAUUUUGUUUCGCAACAAAAGUAGCUCUGUUUUGCACUUCGGCCAGACAGUCAUAAAUAGUACCAGCAAGGACAACUUAGGAGUUAUGAAGUUUUAUGAAUCUCAGCCGAAUACCGAAACACGUUAUGCGUGGGACGAUCCCGCUGCUGGCUUACAAAGCUUGAUUCGUGUGGUCUUGUUCCGGGAAGCGGAAGGAUCUUCUUCCAAACCAUUACCACCUAUCAUUCUGAGAGAUGUGCAUGUUCUGGAAGUUGGACAGUUGGAGCCAGUCAGAACGCAUAGAUCCGGUCAAAAGCUAGCUUUUGAUGUUGUAGCCGAAGGGCAGGCUCAGGUGCUAGUUAUUUCUGACUAUAACGAAGCCACUAAUGUGUGGAAGGUGGCCAGAAAGAAUACCCCUGGCGCUCCAAUCCAGCGUUCCGACAGUUUCAGUAGCUUGGGUGAUGCUGUAUUUGAGGCCACCACCGUGGAGCCGAUCACCCUGGUCACUGCCUCCAUCAGUUUGGAAGGAAUCGGAAUUUCGAUCAUCGAUAAACGAAUGCGGGAAUUGGUGUACGCUUCUUUCCGAGGAAUUGACAUUACUUACGAAGAAAGCCAGCUCCAGCAAGACUACGGGAUUGUGAUAUGUUGGAUCCAAUUAGACAAUCAAUUGAACGGCGCGCUCUUUCCUGUUUUGUUCCGUCCUACGGAUCUUUCUGCUGAUCCUAAAGCGGUUGAGACACGCCCUAACUUGCAAAUAAAAGCCAACGUUGUUAAGGACGACAAACAUGGCGUUGUUUAUAUCAAGUAUGCGACUGUGCUGUUGCAAAAAAUGUCUCUUGAGAUGGACGAGUCUUUUGUCAUUGCUCUAGUGGGAUUCACCAAAUUUUCUGGUGCCUCGUGGAAUCGUGAACAUGUAAAUCAACUUAUUGCAGAUCCUGUUGGGAUACCCGAACCGGCGUCAGAAGGUGGAGGACUAGAUUUAUACUUUGAACUUCUGCAUUUGCAGCCGUUUGCGAUCGUGAUCUCGUUUGAGCGGCAGGAAAGUGUAGAUGCUACUGAGAGGACGUUCGAUUCGCGAAACCCCUUGUAUUUCUUGCUUAAUGCAGUAACGAUGGCCAUCGGGACCAUAAGCGGCGCUCCCCUGAUGUUGAAUCAACUGAAGAUAGAAAAUGCCAGGAUGUCUCAAAACCAACUUAUGGCUCGUCUAAUCCAGCAUUACCAAAAUGAAGGACUGUCACAGUUGUAUCGGGUGCUUGCAUCUGCUGAUUUCCUUGGUAACCCCGCCGGACUUUUCAGUAAUGUCAGUUCUGGUGUUCAAGAUCUGUUUUACGAACCUUUCAAUGGUGUCGUAUUACACGGCGGCAGUGAAUUGGGUGUUGGGAUUGCCCGAGGAGCAACCAGUCUUGUGAAGAAAAGUGCAUUUGGGGUCACAGAUAGUGUGUCUAAGAUUACCGGAUCUGUUAGCAAGGGACUCUCCGCCGCUGCCUUGGACUCCGACUGGGCUCGUGAACGACAACGUCGACAGUUCCGCAACCGAAAUAAGAUUAAUGGCUUGGCUACAGGUACCAGCGCUUUUUUGAACUCGUUGGCUAGCGGGAUCCAGGGCGUGGCUAUGAAACCGAUUCAAGGUGCCGAAAAUGGAGGCGCUGUUGGAUUUUUCAAGGGUGUCGGCAAAGGAUUAGUAGGAGUCGUGGCGAAGCCUGCCGUAGGAACGUUUGACUUCUUGAGUAAUGUUUCUGGUGGUCUCAGAAACGCCACUACAGUCUUCGAUCCCAGCCGGGGCGGGAGGUGUCGAUUACCACGUCACAUAUCUCAUGAUGGAAUCUUAAGGCCUUACAGCCUUCGUGAAGCCCAAGGACAGGAUUGGCUGAGAUCGGCUGACAAUGGGAAACUUUAUUCUUGCAAAUACGUCGCCCACGUCGAGCUUCCAAACGAUCAAGAUUCGGUCUGUAUCUUGACGACCGAUCGGAUCGUGAUGCUUCAGAUCAACAAGCUGGUCAUCAUUUGGCAGGUACUCUUGUCAGAGUUAAAGGAAGUCGUGUCUGAACCAAGCGGCGUCAGGCUCAUCCUCAAAGAUGAUUAUACAAAGCCGCUUAUUGCAUUGAUCGACAGUAGCACUAGAUCGUGGUUUGGACAACAUAUCUUCAAGUAUAUACAUCUCAUGUUACUUUCUAGUGAUCAUUCUCUAAGUGUGCUAAUGAUCACCUGGGUAUUUCGUUGCAGGCUUCUCAAGGAUUACAACGACAAAAAGAAACGAGCCGCAGGUGGUAGUCGACAUGGGUCCUAA